AAUAUAACGUUAGGCCUAAUCACCAUAAUCACAAUCACAGUUUGUUAUAUCCUAAUCGUAAUUCAUUAAUUUAGCUAAAUAACGACCUAACUUAAUACUUGUACAUUUAAACCUGCAAUUAGUGAUAUUUUAGCCACUUAUGCGCUGUGGGAAACAAGCUUUCUCAGCUUUUUUUACAACUAUCAUCUUGAAAUUCAGACGCUAACCAUGCUAGCAAACAGUUGCCUAACGUUAUAUACACAUCCAGCAGACACGGAGCAACAUUAUCAUUCAUACUGAGUCAUGUUUAUGCUACCUGGCGAAUGCUGGAGGCCCGAAACUAGUCAUUUGGAACAAGAGCGUCUCUUGCCGUCCACUUCAACUCAUCUGACAGCAUCCUGCUGACUUUUGAAAAGGGCACGAAUUCGGUGGACGCUAAUAAUCCCUGGUAAGGCCCGAAGGUGGAGUUUCCGAUCAAGAGUGGUAAAUGGCUGCUGUGUGAACAAUCUCAGCUGGCUUCUUUAAUGUGUCUAUGCAUUGCAGCGCGCAGAGCCCAAACUCUUGCGCGAGAGCCGGGCGGCACAUACUACUCUGUAUGUGUAUGUGAAAUGAGGAGAAACUAAGUGGCUACUACAACCACCCAGAUCAGACAGCCUCCCUGUGCUGCAAGAUGGAUUAGAGCCCCACACCUCAGGAGAUCAAAGGUGGCUGUGACAGGGGCACCCCCGGGGCAGGACCCAUGAGGAGUCAUAGAAGAUGCUCACAGCCUGGGCGCUUCUGCUCUUCUUAGCCAUGUGGGUGAGAAGCACCUCUGGUGGCCCGCUCUCCUUCAGAAUAGCUGCCAUCCUUGAUGACCCUAUGGAGUGCAGCAGAGGAGAGCGCUUGGCCAUCACGCUGGCCAAAGACAGCAUCAACAGGAACAGUAACCGCUCAACCACUGGCAAGCUGGAGGUGGACAUCUUUGAACUGUUGAGAGACAGUGAAUAUGAGAUGGGCGAAACAAUGUGCCAGAUCAUGUCAAAAGGGGUGGUGGCAGUCCUCGGUCCUUCUGCCAGUCCGGCCUCCAACUCCAUCAUCAGCAAUAUCUGUGGAGAGAAGGAGAGUUGCGUGCAUGCCGUGCUGCCCACAGCUGAAUGCAAGUCGCGGUUUCUCGCGGUUCCAUUUCAGGUGCCGUAUGUAAAGGUGGCUCCAGAGGACAUUCUGAAGGUUCAGUUCCCCCGAUUCACCACUCUGGACCUGAGGCCAACCAACACCGACAUCAGCCUGGCUGUGGCUGGCCUUCUCACCUUCUUUAACAGCACCACCGCCUGCCUCAUCUGUGCACAGGCUGACUGCUUAUUGAACCUGGAGCAGCUCCUCAGGCAGUUCCUCAUCUCCAAGGAGACUCUGUCAGUGCGCAUGCUUGAUGACAGCCAGGACCCAACCCCGCUACUGAAGGAGAUCCGAGACGACAAGACUGCCACUAUUAUAGUCGACGCCAACGCCACUAUGUCACAUAUCAUUUUGGAACGGGCAUCAGAGCUGGGAAUGCUGUCAGUCUACUACACGUAUAUCUUCACCUCUCUGGAAUUCACUUUACUCCGACUGGACGACGUGGUGGACCAGCGAGUCAACAUAGUUGGUUUUUCAGUCUUCAACAAAACUCAUCCCUUCUUCCAGGAUUUUGUGCUAAGCCUCAACCGCUCCUGGCAAGAGAACUGUGACCAUGCACCCUUCGCUGGCACCCCACUCUCCUCAGCUCUGCUCUUUGAUGCGGUAUAUGCGGUGGUGGCGGCAGUCCAGGAGUUGAACCGUAGCCAGAAUGUUGGCGCCACUCAGCUCUCCUGCAAGUCCUCCAAGAUCUGGGAGCACGGCACCAGCCUCAUGAAUUACCUGAGGAUGGUAGAAUUGGAUGGUCUAACAGGCCACAUUGAAUUCAACAGCAAAGGCCAGCGGUCUAACUACGCCCUGAGGAUCAUGCAGAACAGCAAGGAUGGCCUAAGGCAGAUUGGCCUGUGGCACUCUGAAGAUGGACUGUCCAUGGAGAAAAAGCUUCCAUCAAUCAAUGUGACAGAUACCCUCUUCAACACCACUCUGACCAUCACGACAAUAUUAGAGAAUCCGUAUGUGAUGCUGCGGCCAAACCACCAAGAACUGGAGGGAAAUGACCGCUACGAAGGCUUCUGUGUGGACAUGCUGAAGGAGCUGGCAGAUAUUCUCAAGUUCAAGUAUCGCAUCCGUCUGGUGGGGGACAGACUGUACGGGGUUCCUGGAGCCAAUGGAACAUGGACUGGCAUGGUCGGGGAGCUCAUCUCAAGGAAAGCUGACCUGGCAGUCGCAGGCCUCACCAUCACAGCAGAGCGUGAGAAGGUCAUCGACUUCUCCAAGCCCUUCAUGACCCUCGGCAUCAGCAUCAUGUACCGUGUCCACCUGGGACGUAGGCCCGGCUAUUUUUCCUUCCUGGAUCCCUUCUCCCCUGGAGUCUGGCUCUUCAUGCUUCUGGCCUACUUGGCUGUCAGCUGCGUCCUCUUUCUGGUGGCCAGAUUGACGCCUUAUGAGUGGUACAACCCCCACCCGUGUCUAAAAGGUCGCUGUAACCUGCUGAUCAACCAGUACUCACUUGGCAACAGUUUCUGGUUCCCUGUUGGAGGCUUCAUGCAGCAAGGAUCCACCAUUGCUCCCAGAGCUCUGUCCACACGUUGUGUCAGUGGAGUGUGGUGGGCCUUCACAUUAAUCAUCAUCUCAUCCUACACCGCCAACCUGGCUGCUUUCCUUACGGUCCAGAGGAUGGAGGUGCCCAUAGAGUCAGUAGACGACCUGGCAGAUCAGACGGCAAUAGAGUACGGCACCAUGCAUGGAGGAUCCACAAUGACCUUCUUUCAGAACUCUCGCUACCAGACCUACCAGCGGAUGUGGAACUUCAUGUACUCAAAACAGCCCAGCGUGUUUGUGAAGAGCACGGAGGAGGGCAUCGCUCGUGUCCUCAACUCCAACUAUGCCUACUUGCUAGAGAGCACCAUGAACGAGUACUACCGCCAGAGGAACUGCAACUUGACUCAGAUUGGAGGACUGCUGGACACCAAGGGCUACGGCAUCGGCAUGCCACUGGGGUCAGUGUACCGUGAUGAGUUUGAUCUGGCCAUCCUCAAAAUGCAGGAGGACAAUCGUUUGGAGAUCCUCAAAAGGAAGUGGUGGGAUGGUGGCAAGUGUCCAAAGGAGGAGGACCACCGUGCUAAAGGUCUGGGCAUGGAGAACAUCGGUGGUAUCUUCGUGGUGUUGGUGUGUGGGCUGCUGGUGGCUAUCUUCAUGGCAGUACUGGAGUUUGUCUGGAUGUUAAGGCAGACCCCAGGAAAUGAGCAGUCAGUGUGUGAGGAGAUGCUGCGGGAGCUCCAGGGGAUCGUCCUGUGUCGCGACAGCCUGCAGGUGAGGCGCCGGCGGGCGGCUUCAAUAAUGCGACCGCGGCCCUUACCCCUAGAGGAGCGUCGGGCGCGAGCCGCCGCUGUCAGCCUCAGCAAUGGUAAGCUGUGCGGGGGCACCGGACUGCCUGAACCCCUGUCCCACAGACUGGCACAGGAGGCUGCUCUGGUUGCGAGAGGGUGCAGCCACAUCCGCAUUUGCCCCGAGUGCCGGCGCUUCCAGGGACUGAGGAUGCGUCCUACAGGGGCCACUGGGGCCCUUCCUUCUCCCACACACAGUGAGGAGAGCAUAGACUGGGACAAGACCACAAAUAGCAGUGAACCUGAAUAACCCCCAGCGAUUCCAACAGAACUGACUUUCCCAGCCACCUCGCUACCUUCCAGGAAUCAAAGAUCACAUGGUAUUUUGAGUCAGCCAUUCGGAGCUUGAUCCUAAAGGGCAGGAUAAUACUGUGAACGUUUUGCCCUAGAGGCAACAGCCAGUAGUGAGUUUUGGAAUCUGUUUGGGUGAAUUUUUCCUUGGUCAUAGGAGAAACUGAUGAGUCUGUCUCAUUGUGGUCUGUCCCUGUUGGCCCUUUGUACCGUGUAAAACAGGCUGGACAAAGACAGCUACGGGGCAUUUGUACUAUGCAGUAUUUUCAGUCAUUUAUCUUUGUGCUGUUUCUUUUUUUUUCUUUUUAAAUUAUUUCUGUCCUCUGUUGGAUUAUCAGUACUGAAUAUUGUUAUUCUAUUCUUAUUCUAAAAAAAAAAAUUUCAAACAAGUUCCUUUUUUUAUCUGACAAUUUACUGUAUGAACGUAUAUUGCCUCUGAAGCGCUGCGAAGAUGAACAGACUAAAUGCAAGGUCAUCCUUCAAAUCCUUUUAUUUUGAAAGUGCCAAAAACCAUAAGUAUUAUCUUGUGGCUGAAGAAAGCACCACAGCCUUGAGAAGACAACAGACUCAACUGAACCUAGAAAACAAACAAGCAAAGACACACAAACUUCUUUUAUAGUAGUGAUAUUCUAUUAAAAAUGUUUUAAAUGUUGGUAUCUCUGAAAGACAGCGAUGCAUGUCCAAAGGUGUUGGCAAAUGCUCAAUGAAUGAUUAAUUGCUAAAAGUGGUGGCUGAGCAGCUGAAAGAUUUCCUGUUUUGAUUACCUGCUUAAAAACAUGAUGGCUACACACACAAACAUGCACAUACACAAAGACAUCCGUUUAUUUCCUUCUCUUGUGUGUUGACAUGACUUUCUCCUCUGUCACCUGUCCUACAUCUCUGACACUGUGAUACAUUUAUUGUCUCAUCACCUGUCCUCUUUAUGAUCUCUCACUUAAAAAGAUAUACACCGUCUCCUGCAUAUUAUACAUUCUCUGUAAGAGAUUAAAACGUCCUUUUCUCACAUAUCCGAGAAUGAUUCAGGUUUCAUGAGGACAAAACAAGUGUAAGAACGAAACUGAGCACACAUCAGAACCAACCAAAAACAUGCAUUAAAAAGGUUUUUAUAUCAGCAGCUGACUUGAGUUCUUUUAAAUGUCAAGGCAGUUAAAGUUUCAUUGAAUGUGAUGUUUUACACGCUGCUUUUGAUAAGUCUUUCAGUUCAGAUCAGCCCAGGCGCUCUCUCUGGCAUUUUCAUGCUUUUAUU
Molecule: messenger RNA, 4992 nt
Organism: Micropterus dolomieu (smallmouth bass)
Lineage: Eukaryota; Metazoa; Chordata; Actinopteri; Centrarchiformes; Centrarchidae
Gene: grik4
Product: glutamate receptor, ionotropic, kainate 4
Exons: 24
Coding region: 736-3705 (989 amino acids)
Biological process (GO): monoatomic ion transport; synaptic transmission, glutamatergic; modulation of chemical synaptic transmission
Cellular component (GO): plasma membrane; presynaptic membrane; kainate selective glutamate receptor complex
Molecular function (GO): kainate selective glutamate receptor activity; transmitter-gated monoatomic ion channel activity involved in regulation of postsynaptic membrane potential
Source: RefSeq, a predicted model, not a curated record